UUAAAAUCCAACAAGACUAGUGUGUAAAGGAACGACCGGCGGGAGGACGAUGUGCUACAAGAACGCCUCCGGUGUUGUUGUUGUCCCGCCCGGGUCAUGCCUCGGUCAUGAUGCUCCUGCGGUGUGUGUUACCCUCCACCUCCAGAUUUUUUUUGACUACACAAAAUGGAGAGCGGUACAUCUCAACAGCUGCAGCACCUCUGUAUUUCAGGCUCACACAAGUUGUUGGAGCUGAACCCCUAAAGAAAAAGAAAAAGCUGGAUCCCCAGAUACUUCGUCAAAGAGAAGAACGCAAAAAAAAGAAAAUUGAGAAGGCAAUUCGCCGGUUAGAGAAGAAUGCUGGGCAGCUAAAGCCACUUGAUGAACUUGAAGUCCCACGUACUAUUCUUCAGGAAAUGGAGAUUCGCAAGAGACCUGCAGGUCCCAUAACAGAGAAGAUUGAAGAGGAACGUGUUUUAUUGAGUAAAAAGUGGGCAAAUUACAAGUACCAGCAACAUUUGACUGAAGUCACCAUGAUUGAACGUAUUAUUUCCUCCAGAGAUCGAGCCUUAGAGGAACUUCGGCUUGAAUCUGAAGAUUUAUGGUUUGAGGCGAUACAGUUGGACCAAACACUGCUUCCAUUUAAAGUAAAGGGUCCUGUUCAAACUCCUCCAGUCAAAUAUUAUAAUGCUCCUGAUGGUGAUUAUUUUGACAAAACCACUAAAUGGGAAUAAACUUAUAUUACUUAGAUAUUACUGUAUUACUGUAAAAAUGAAAGUUCAUUGUAAAAUAAGUUUACUUAAUGGAGCAGAGAACAAAGUCACUGAUAAUAUUGAAUUGAUGUCUUUGCUAUAUUUAAGAUGAAAUAUCAAAAAGUACUAGAAUCUUAAAGUAUUUUGUUCAUAAAUUUUAGCUUCUUAGUGAAUAGCAUUUGUAUAUACAGUACAGUACUAAAAUAGCUGAUUCUUUUAGCUACAUAUAAUUAUUUAGUUAAGAAAUUAUUUCCAGUGGUUUUAUUAAGUUGAGGCCCAUCUAAAGAAUAUCACCAUGUCACUUGAAGAAAGUGAAACUGAAUGAUUCAUAAAAUAAAAUAAUAAUGAUUACA
Molecule: messenger RNA, 1084 nt
Organism: Procambarus clarkii (red swamp crayfish)
Lineage: Eukaryota; Metazoa; Arthropoda; Malacostraca; Decapoda; Cambaridae
Gene: mRpL40
Product: mitochondrial ribosomal protein L40
Cellular component (GO): mitochondrial large ribosomal subunit; mitochondrial ribosome
Source: RefSeq, a predicted model, not a curated record